UCAAGGGCAAGAGGGAGAUCAAAUUCGUCAACAGUCUCAGAAGCUAGUCCAAACUAGUGGGAGGUUGUGUGCACAAACAAGAAGUGAUGGCCCGUGGUAAGGUCCAAAUGAGGAGAAUAGAAAACCCGGCUCACCGGCAGGUCACCUUCUGCAAGCGGCGAAUGGGCCUGCUCAAGAAAGCUAAGGAGUUGUCUGUUUUAUGUGAUGCUGAUAUUGGUGUCAUUGUGGUCUCCCCUCACGGCAAGAUUUAUGACUUAGCCACCAAUGGGAACAUGCAAGGCUUGAUCGAGAGGUACAGAAGAACCUAUUCAGAAAUACAUGGUAAAAGUCGUGAACAGAACAAAACUCAGGCAAUACAACAAGAGGUAUCAGCAUUAACGCGUGAAAUCUUUCAGAAGGGCUUAAGGUACAUUCAUGGAGAGAAAGACAUAAACCACAUGAAUCUUGGUGAGCUCCAAGCCCUUGAAAAUAAUCUUGAAAUGUGGGUACAUAACAUUCGCUCCCAGAAGGUAAGGUUCAUGGCUUCAUGCUCUUCCCGAUUCAGGUGGAAUCUUGUAAAAAAUAGAUGGCACCUGCAAGUUUUGAUAUACGACUCUUUUAUGUCAAACAGAUGCAGACCAUGUCCACGGAGAUUGAGAUGCUCCGGAACAAGGAAGGCAUAUUGCAGGCUACCAAUGACAUACUUCAAGAAAGGAUAAAUGAGCAGAAUGGGAUUCUGAAUUUCAGCAGCACCGUGAUGAUACCGCAAGCACCAUUCCAGCUAAACAUGGAGAGUAACUACUAUUUAUAGGCAAAGCUGCUGUCCUACCAACUUACCAAGUGAUCAAGUCAUCUCGUCAACGUUGUUUCCAGUUCAACCAGGCUAUCAUACUGGGACCUCAGAUCGUUCAUAUCUAUCAUCUUUAUCAUCUUUGGGGAAACCAGUGUUUGUAUCUGUGCAGUGCAGGUUCUGUGUAUGUAAAAAAAUUACUUUGAAUACUUGAUGCAUCGCUCUGUUUAACAUGGUAGAACUCUUUGGAUGCAAUAUCAAAUUUGGCA
Molecule: messenger RNA, 1038 nt
Organism: Panicum virgatum (switchgrass)
Lineage: Eukaryota; Viridiplantae; Streptophyta; Magnoliopsida; Poales; Poaceae
Product: MADS-box transcription factor 26-like
Exons: 6
Coding region: 87-698 (203 amino acids)
Biological process (GO): positive regulation of transcription by RNA polymerase II
Cellular component (GO): nucleus
Molecular function (GO): RNA polymerase II cis-regulatory region sequence-specific DNA binding; DNA-binding transcription factor activity, RNA polymerase II-specific; protein dimerization activity
Source: RefSeq, a predicted model, not a curated record